UCUUGAGGAGUGGCGGAGAGCAGAGAGGGGAACGGAACGGCUCUUUGUAUGCGCGACAAUGUCCAACUGCAGCCUGUGCGUUUUAGCGCCAACCAGCUGAAUGAUGGCGAAUUGUGAGAGACAUGAGAGAAACAGAGAGAGAGAAAGAGAGAGAGAGAGAAACAGACAGACAGUCAGGGGACGGGGUUACAUUAGAUACAUCGUGUCUGUUUAACUUGUAGCGGGCUCCGGAGAGAAAGGGCGGAGAGCAACAAAUAAGGAUACAUUUUCAGUGUUUAUGAGGAGGAGACGAGUCAGGACCCCAGCAUCAACCACAGCGGAGAGAGCAUCGCGGCGGGUCCCCAGUAUCAACCCUUCACCAGCCGAGAGAGCAUCGAGGCGGAGCACCGCGGCAGGGAGAGCGGCUUCAGGGCUCCGCCCUCUUCCUCCACCAUGACGGUUGCUACAGGUGACCUGGGGGACGAGGCGGCGGCCCAUCCCGGUGACCCGUACGAACCAGAACCGGACUACGAGUGCUGUGAGCGCGUGGUCGUCAACAUCUCUGGGCUGCGCUUCGAGACUCAACUGAAGACCCUCUCCCAGUUCCCUGAGACUCUGCUGGGGGACCCCAAGAAGAGAAUGAGGUACUUUGACCCUCUGAGGAACGAGUAUUUCUUCGACAGGAACCGGCCCAGCUUCGACGCCAUCCUCUACUACUACCAGUCAGGCGGGAGACUGCGUCGGCCGGUGAACGUCACUCUAGACAUCUUCUCUGAGGAGAUCCGCUUCUACGAGCUGGGAGAGGAGGCCAUCGAGAUCUUCAGGGAGGAUGAGGGCUUCAUCAAGGAGGAAGAGCGACCUCUUCCAGAGAACGAGUUCCAGAGACAGGUGUGGCUGCUGUUUGAGUAUCCGGAGAGUUCCGGCGCGGCCCGUAUCAUCGCCAUCAUCAGCGUCAUGGUGAUCCUGAUCUCUAUCGUGUCCUUCUGCCUGGAGACACUCCCCGUGUUCCGGAACGACGAAGAGGACGAUGGCAACAAGGUGUUCCAGCCCUUCAACAACUCCACCUCUUCCUACACCUCUUCCUACUUCACUGAUCCCUUCUUCAUCCUGGAGACGCUCUGCAUCAUCUGGUUCUCCUUUGAGUUCCUCGUCCGCUUCUUCGCGUGUCCUAGUAAAGCCGGGUUCUUCGGUAACAUUAUGAAUAUCAUUGAUAUUGUGGCGAUUAUUCCAUAUUUCAUCACGUUGGGCACCGAGCUGGCAGAGAAACCGGAGGACGGGCAGGCUGGGCAGCAGGCCAUGUCCCUGGCCAUCCUCAGGGUCAUCCGUCUAGUCAGGGUAUUCAGGAUCUUCAAGCUGUCCAGACACUCCAAGGGGCUCCAGAUCCUGGGCCAGACCCUGAAGGCCAGCAUGCGGGAGCUGGGUCUGCUCAUCUUCUUCCUCUUCAUCGGAGUCAUCCUCUUCUCCAGCGCUGUCUACUUCGCCGAGGCCGACGAGGCGGACUCACAGUUCAGCAGCAUCCCAGAAGCCUUCUGGUGGGCCGUGGUUUCCAUGACCACCGUCGGCUACGGCGACAUGGUGCCCACCACCAUCGGUGGGAAGAUCGUGGGCUCUCUCUGUGCCAUCGCUGGCGUGCUGACCAUCGCCCUGCCCGUCCCUGUCAUCGUGUCCAACUUCAACUACUUCUACCACCGGGAGACGGAGGGCGAGGAGCAAGCGCAGUACCUGAACACUCCCGUUGCCCCCAAGGCCGACUCAGCCGAGGACCUGAAGAAGAGCGGCCGCAGCGGGAGUGGUUCCACCCUCAGUAAGUCAGACUACAUGGAGAUACAGGAAGCUGCACUGAACCACAGCACUGAGGACUUCAGAGCAGAGAGCCUCAAGACAGGAAACUGCACCCUGUUGGCUAAUGCAAAUCAGCAAGCUAAUUCUAACACAUUGGCUAACACCAACUACGUCAACGUCACCAAGAUGAGAACGGAUGUAUAGCCUCCUUCAGGCGUUACCACAGUGACUUCCUUGGCUGUAGAGGUGCAGGGGGACUGGAAGGAAAGAGUAGAGUGGGGAGAAGACUGAGGAAAACCCCCUCCUCUCUGAUGUUGAAAAGGCUUGGAGUCCCUACUGUGAGAGUACAGAAUGGUUCACAUAAACUCUGGUAAGAGCAGAGAUCCGGCAUCUCAUCCCCCCCAAAACAGAUCUGUUCCUAACUCAACCCCUUGCCCUUCCUUCUCCUGUUGGGAGUUGAAGCGUCCGUUCGGUGACUGCAUGGCGUUAGUCUGGGCUUUGUCACUGUUCAGCUGUCCAGUAGUCGUCUAUAGGCUCAGCUCUGCUCGCUGCAGUAGUCCAAUAGUAGCCAAACUGCCCACUGGUACUAGACUAUAUAAACACACUGACAGGAGAACGAGACCACACCCUUAUCUUGUUCCACACUCUGCUCAAACUGCCCGCUGGUACCGUCAGCACAGAUCUAGCAUCAGCCUGCCCUGAACAAAUCCUAGCCGUAACCAGUAGGAGAAAUACUGCAAAACUAACCUCAGAUCAGCGUCUCAUCUUAUAACUACUUCGCUCUAACUGCCAGCCUAUAGGAGCUUCUUAACUUCCUCUCUUCCACCCCGUACCCCCUGAACCUCUCUCCCACCCUUACCCCUGAACCUCUC
Molecule: messenger RNA, 2633 nt
Organism: Oncorhynchus tshawytscha (Chinook salmon)
Lineage: Eukaryota; Metazoa; Chordata; Actinopteri; Salmoniformes; Salmonidae
Gene: kcna2b
Product: potassium voltage-gated channel, shaker-related subfamily, member 2b
Exons: 4
Coding region: 433-1965 (510 amino acids)
Biological process (GO): protein homooligomerization; potassium ion transmembrane transport
Cellular component (GO): juxtaparanode region of axon; membrane; voltage-gated potassium channel complex
Molecular function (GO): protein binding; delayed rectifier potassium channel activity
Source: RefSeq, a predicted model, not a curated record